UUCCAGGUGUUAGCCAUUGCUGCAUCCUCUUCAUGCUUCUAUUGCUUUUCAUUGUUUUGUCUCGAACUGCUCUUUCAUUGUUUUCGGUUUUGCUGUCCGUGGCUCUGUGUCGCUAUCUUCUUUCUCGGUCUCACUCGCUCUCAGACUGGAUAGUUUUUCGACUUGGAAGGAAAUCGGUUUCGAGGUUUGCCAGAUUUGUGGAGUUGUGAUUGGGGGUUGAAGAUUUUGGUGUUUUUGCGUUUGUUUUCAUCUGCGAUUGACGAAUUUUGGCCGGAUCUGUUCCCUGUUUUUUUUCUCUGUUUGAACGACGGCUGCCUUUCGGUUGUUAAGCGACGACUGUCUUUAGAUCGUUGGAGAAUAAAUUUAUUACAACUGAGGUCCUGCUGACACCAACUCAUCUAGCCAUUGUGAUGGAGUAACUGGGGGAGAACUCUUCGAGAGAAUAAUCAGUGCUGGCAGAUUUAGUGAGGAUGAGGCAAGGAGGAAAUAAUUUGUUUCAACAGUAUACAACUUAGUGUCAAUAGUAUACGGCUCAGUUUUUGAAUAACACUCAGGAAUACUCAACCGCGGUUCCAGUUCAUCGUUAUGAAUCGGCGCAAUACGGAAUUGGUGGACACCUACAAAAUUAGUUGAAGUUCAGUCUUAUUUAGGUGAAGUUUGCAAUCCAAUACAUGAGAAGAGUUAUCCAGAAAAAGGCAAAAUAUGACAUAUUAACGUGAACACCAUUAAGAUGUGUGCUUUUCAAGCUUUGUUAUAUUCAAAUUUUAAUGCACUUGAUACUUACUUCAGAAUCAUUGGCAUUGAUCAAAUAAGGCAGGCGAGAGAAAAGAAAUUGACAAAGCAGAAAGCUUUAGUGAAAGCUAGAAAGCUUCAGUGAAAGCUAGAAAGCUUCAGGCUAGCAACAGAAAAGGAAUUGACAAAGCAGAAAGCUUUAGAGAAAGCUAUUAGAGAAAGCUAGAAAGCUUCAGAUAAUAAUCGUGAAUAUAUUUUGGGUGAAUAUAUUUUGGGUUAUUCUUCUUUUCAUAAGCUCGAAGUGCAAAUGGUACUUGAAAUGCAAUGCUUAUUUUGUGGUUCACAAUUUUCCUGAAAGGUAUUAAGAUAGCUUCUUUUGUCAAAUUUUCCUUCCUUUUUGGUUAUGGUGGGAAUAAUAGCGGUUCAUCUUUCAGAGGAAAAAACACACCAGUGCACACUCGGAAAUAGCUGGAGUUAGGCAAACCUCACAUUGUAUAUACAUGCUUUACAAUUUGUGGAAAACCACAUGACUUCUGAAAAUGAUAGGAGAAAAUAUGAUGUAUUGGGACUAAUAUUUUAUUAACAUGCUUCUGGCGGUAUUGGAGUUAUACCAGGAUGGGUAGAUUGGGUUGACAGUUGUGCACAUUACAUUUGUGUUAUGAUUCUUAUAAAUAACAUCUUAUUUCGUGGAUGAAUUUAUUUCUACUCUUCGUUUAGGCAUUGAAGAUGAUGCAACUCUAAACUUUAACAUCUUGAUAGAUUGGAAGUAGAUAUCUGUUUUUUAUUCUCCACACUUUUGUCUAACUUCUUUUCGAGUGAUAGUUUAGUUAUUUUCUUACUACUUUCUUGCUGGUUACAUACAUAUGGUUUAUACAAAGUAAGAGUUUCUGGUGAUGGGAAUUAUCAGAUAUCUGCAAUAAUGAGAAUGCAAAGUAAUAGGUUUGUCAUUUUUUGAUUUAUAUUAAUUUCUUAUUGUUUCGCAGAUUAAUAAUUAUGAGACUGAUUAUAUUUAUUGUGUUACUGUGUAGUGUUGCAAGGUAUAAAUUCUAUUAUGAAUUCUUCAGCUGAUUUGGGGCAGAGGAGGGGGGAGGAAGUUCUGUUCAAAUUUGGUUUUUCCAAUGGCUUUGGAAGAAAUUAUAUCGCUAUUGUUAUUACAGGUGUCCAGUUUGCAGAAAUGACAAGUUUUGAACCCGCAGCAUCGCGCGGGCACCGUUGCUAGUAUAUACUAAAAGAGAAAAAAGCCUAAAACACUGUUCAUAGCACAGUGCACUGACGAUUUUGCCCUUGCUUUGGUUCUUUUAUUUCCUUUCUGCCAAAAUCGCAGUUGGUGCCCGUCUUUGGCGCCACUCCUGAUUUACACGUGUUGUUGGUAAUGUACACGUGUUCGUAAUCUUGAAAGAAGAAGGCGGAAAAGCCGACCUUUAUCCAUUUGCUUCCAGAAACAACGAGCUCUCUCGCGCAGCAACCACAAGCUCUAUUUUGGAGAAACUACGAAACAUCUCGACUUCUCUCUCAGAGCCCAGCUCGAGUCCUCAGAUAUGAAGAGGAUUUGUGAAGUUGCUGUGAUUUCAUGCUAAGUAUCUUUGAACGGAUUUGAGAAUUUGGGAUCGUAUGGGGUGUUUUGAAGGUUUUUAUUUUUAUUUUUUAUUUUGGGGAAAAAAAUGGUUAACAGGUCCUCUGUUAGGAUUUUCCUGGCAAAGAGUAUAGAGCAAGGGAAGGGAAAAAUGAGAGAGACAUGGAUUGGAGCAUUUUUUUUUUAAUACGGGUUGAGGCUUUUUUUUUAAUUGAUUUGGGGUUCUGUUUGGGUUUGGGGUUGUGAUAUUUCUGUGUUUAAUUUGGUAUUUCAUAGUUUGGAGUUGAGCGGUAAUUUUUUGGACCUUAUGAUCUCAUUUGUGAUUAUCAAGUGCAUAAUGGUUAAUUUUUUUUUAAAUGGUGCUCAGAAUUAUCACCAUUUUCCCCUUUAAUUUUCGGUGGAAGCACUGUUCUCUUCAUGCUAAUUGUUGAAUUGUUCGAACCAGUCUGUUGUAUAUAUAUAUUUUCCCCGUUCCUCUGUUUGUUGUCUGUGUAAGUACGAAUUCAUCAAUUUAUCAAUUGGGUUGUUCUUCGUUUGUAAUUUCAUUAAUUGGGUCUUUAGAUACAUUUUAUUGUUGAGGAGGUGAGAUGUUGCCUACAAUAGGCAUCAACUAUUACAAAAACCUUUUUAAUGAAGAAACAAGAGAAAUAGAGACAAUGAAGAUUGUAAUCAACAGCUGGGGGGCAUGAUCGUUUAUGAUACCUUAAAAAGAAUGAAAAACAAAACUUAGUGCUUGGAUACAAAGAAAAUUAGGAAGUCAGAUAGAUGUUAACAUAAGGAAAAUAAUUCCACCGCUUCCCUCCUCUAACUUGAUGACCAUCCUUUUGGAACAAUGUUUGAUGAGUUCUUAUUUCGAAUGUGUUUGCCUUACCAUUGUAAAUUGCUGGAGGUCCUUUUGUUCUUUAUCUUGCUCACAAGCAUAUUGAUAUGUAAAUGUAUGUAAUAAUUUGUGUACUGAUAGGAUAUAUGCAUUACACAUGUUAUGUUUGUUACUAUUUUAAAGCAUUAUUAGAUAGCAUGUUGCAUAUUCUUUUAAUACUUACUUUAUUAUUGCAAAUUUGUGAAUCUUAUACCAUAGCAAAUCUUAUGAAUUCUCUUUUUCCACUGUAUCCAAGGUUGGGCAGAUGGUGUGCUUCGAUGUAUCAUUUUGAUAGCUUUUGAUAGCUUUUGUGUAAUUUUUUUUCACUGCAAGUUUGUAAACAUUUACAUAUUGCCAACAUAGAUUUUGAUAUAUAAACACACUUUCUUUCUAACAAUAUAUAUACUUUGUCUGCAGACUUACAAAACAAUGAGCAUCGUACCAAUCUGUGAAUUAAAGCCUUUUAGAAACGAUAUGAAGAUCAAAGUUAGAAUAUGCCGGUUGUGGAGACCCAAAAUGUUUGGACGCCAAAACCAAUUCAAUGGCUUACAAUGUGUACUGGUUGAUGAACUGAAUGAUGCCAUUGAAGCCUCGGUCUUAGAAGCAGACUAUGAGAUAGUAGCUCCAAAAAUUAAAUUUGGUUGUAUAUAUGAGAUCACACGGUUGCAUAGCCGUUCCAGUAAACAAACGUACAAGGUCGUACCACACACUGUACAACUAUACUUCAAUGGGAAAACAACUUUCAAACAAAUACCAGAAAGACCUCCACACAUUCCUGAGCACCGCUUUUAUUUAGUGGAUUGCAGUGAAUUGUUAUCCCGUGUAGAUAAAGUUGAAAUUCUCACAGGAUAUUGGAUUGCCAAAUUGCAAGAUGUUAUGGGACAUAUCACAUCAGUGCAACCAUUGGAAGACAGAAUGGUUAACAAAGAAAGACUGGAAACAAAAUGUGACGUUCACCUUCAAAACACCAGAAACGAAGAAGUGAGAGUUACACUUUGGGGAGACUGCGCCAGGACCUUUGAUAUUGAAGUUGUAACACAACAACCAUCACCAAUUGUGGCUGUGUUCACAAGUCUCAAAGUAAAACGGUUCCUAGGAAACACAAUGCUUAGCAGUACCGGAUGCACUUUGUUUUUCAUAAACCCAAAAAUACCAGAAGCAGCAAAUUACAAAUCAAUUUCCAGUCAUGCUUUGAAAAUGAUUCCAACCUCAGCACAACUAAUGACACCAGAUCAAUUGGAUGCCGCUGAAAAACUAUCAGUAGGGCAAUUGAAUAUCUUGGAUCUAAAUCUUUAUCAGAACACUCCAUUUCUGUGCAGAGCAGCAGUUGCACGGUUUGAUUUGAGUAACGGCUGGUGGUACAAGGCAUGUCUAAUCUGCUUCAAACAACUAAAACCAAAGCCUCAAAGUGACAUGCUGGUUUGUCCAACUGAUGAUAUUCAAAACCCUAUUGCUUGGUUCAAAGUUAGUUUAAUUCUUGAAGAUGCCAAUGACGAAACCAAUGCCAUCAUUAUAGGUAAAUCAGCCGAAGAACUAUUUGGAAUCACAUGUGAAGAAUUAGUAAUCAACAAAAGUUUCUGUGACCAAAAUGAAUUACCACAACAAAUACUCCGAGUAAAAGGUCAAAUCAAACUUUUCCAACUCAAACUUGGGAAAGUUAAAAGUGACACAAGCAGAAAUGACUUGCUCAUCCAAACUGUUUUCAAGGAUCAAGCACAAAUUCACCCUUCAAACAACAACAAAGAUGAUGAAGCAAUAAGUAACCUUGGGAAGAAACAUAUGGUUCAUGAAAUGUUACCAUGCACACCACCACUCUCACUCAAGAAAUCUCUACCUUCAUCUCCAACUGAGAGCAGUUCAAGUUCAAAGAAACGACAAAGGGAGCCAGUCAAAAAGAGUCUUUUCACCUCUACACCAACAAAAAAAAUCUAAAAGUGAUACCACAAGUGGAUACAGUGAAGAGACCUAUGCAUUUGAAGAGACCGAUGACGAGAAUGUAGCAAACACAGAUAUAACUCCCAGUGAAUAGAUUCAUCGUUGUCAUGCAAGAUGGAGGAGGCACCAUUAACGUGAGGAGUUACGUAUAUGGGUGUCUUUAGUGAAACAAAUCUUACUUUUUGAGUUGUGUACAGUUUUAGAUGUAAAAGUCUCCCUGGGAUAGGACCAUAGCUUUUGAAAAACAAUCUCUGAGGAUGAUAUACUAACAUCCUCAACUUUUUGCAUGUAAUAUAUAAAUGUAAAUAGAACUCUCUGGCUAUGGCGUACGACCAUCCCAAUUUUUGUCGUGUAAUAUAAGAAUGUAAUAUAUGUAUAUCCCUUACUUUGGCACAUAUUUUCUCAUGUAUAUAAGCCCUACUUUGUACA
This is a messenger RNA of Malus domestica (apple), 5528 nucleotides long. Lineage: Eukaryota; Viridiplantae; Streptophyta; Magnoliopsida; Rosales; Rosaceae. The record is from RefSeq and is a predicted model, not a curated record.